Aureobasidium subglaciale EXF-2481 is the source of this 3933-nucleotide messenger RNA. RefSeq lists its product as uncharacterized. Gene Ontology annotation, cellular component: nucleus; cytoplasm. The record is from RefSeq and is a predicted model, not a curated record. Gene Ontology annotation, molecular function: mRNA binding. The transcript is spliced from 2 exons. Bases 1 to 3933 code for a protein of 1310 amino acids. Gene Ontology annotation, biological process: nuclear division. NCBI's taxonomy places the organism in Eukaryota, Fungi, Ascomycota, Dothideomycetes, Dothideales, Saccotheciaceae.
AUGGCUUCCGAGGCUCCCACUGUCGCCGGCUCCUCUGCCGACAGCCUGACGCCCGCCCAGCGUCUGGCCGAAAAGCACGACGAUCACAAGCCCUCGGUUGAGGAGGUUGUCGACGAAGAAGACCUCCUCCACCCUCCUCCUUCUGCCUCUGCCUCUGCCACGGCCUCGUCGUCCGCUGGUCCCUCGACCGCCGUACCCACUCCGGCUCCCGAGUCCGCCCCCGCCCCUGCCCCCAAGAAGCCUUCAGUCCUCGACACUCAGUCCGAGGAGCUGUUCCCCUCUCUCGGUGCUUCCAAGUCUCGCCCUUCUGCUGGUCCUUCGCCCUGGUCCAAGAAGCCUGCUGCUGUCGCUAACGCCAAUGGCCUUCGUAACGGUCAGGUCGCCAACAACGCUCCCUCGCGCAACUCGGCUCCUGCUUCGGGCCUCGCUGCUCCCGCCUCGUCCAAUGCUGGUUUCCGUGGUGUCUCUCUCCCCGGCCGCCACACCGAGCAGAUCUCUUUUGCUCCCUCUCAACUCGCUCAGUCAAAAGACCUCAAGAAGCCCGUCUCGGAGAUUCUCCGCGACAUCAACAAGCGCUCCAAGGCCAAGGUUGAAAUGAGUCAGGGCGCUGGCGGUGCCUACACAUUCAGAGCCACCGGUAGUACCCCGAACGAAGUUCGCGAGACUUUGAAGGAGGUUGCCCGUCAGCUUGGUUCCAGACAAAGCGUCAAGGUCCCCGUCCCACUGUCCGUUCGCCCCCACAUCAUCGGUCGCGGUGGCGCCAACAUCACCGCCCUCAGCCAGAAGACUGGUGCUAAGAUCCAGGUUCCUCGCCAGGACGACAUUGACAUGGCCGACGACGAUGACUCUGCUACCAUUGAUGUCCUCAUCGAGGGAGAUGCUGUCGCCGCCGAGCUGGCUCGCCGCGAGAUUGAGAAGAUCGUCAACGAGCGCACCUCGUCCAUGAACCUGCGCCUCAAGGACAUUCCCGCAGAGUUCUACCCCUUCCUUGCCGGUGCCCACAACUCCCGUGUUGGUGAGCUCGAGAACGGCCGCGACCUUAGAGUCCAGAUUCCUCACUACCACACCUGGGUCGAGCAAGCUCCUCCUCAGUCCGCUGCGUACCGUCAGCCUCCUUCCUUUGUGCCUCAGGCUAGUCUGCCUAUCCAGAUCGCUGGCGACCGCUUGGCUGCCAACGAGGCCCGCGCACAGCUUGAACGUCAGGUUGAGCAGCUCAGACGCGAGCUCGUCUCCGACCAGGUUGCCAUCGAGCGUGGACGUCACCAGUUCAUUGUCGGUGACAGAGGCACUUCUCUCCACGACUUCCUUGCCGAGACUGGCUGUGCCGUCAUCCUGCCCCCGGAUUCAGAGGACGACGAGAAUUUGACCAUUGUUGGUCCUGCUGACAGACUCGAUGAGGGUCUGAACAAGGUCAUGGAGCUUGCUUCCAGCAUGGCCAUGGCUAGCGUCGAUAUUUCUCGCUCCUUCCCCAACGCACCUCUGGGUGCUCAGGCACACGCUCGUAACGUCACCAAAUAUCUCCAGCAGAGACGCGCAAUCCAGGAGCUUGAGAGCCUGUACAACGCUCGUAUUGUCGCCAGCACUGCCCGCAAUGGUCCGACUGCUUGGGAGGUCUACUCGCGUGAUGGCAAGAACACCAUGAAGGCUCGCUCUGACAUCAUGAACCUUAUCAGCGGCCACCCUCCCACCCGUCUCAACCCCGUUCAGGUCCACCCCUUCUACCACCAGCACUUGCGCCAGUCAGCUGGUCCUCAGAUGCGCGAUCAGUUUGGUGUGCACAUGGUUGUCCCUGAAGAUUCUGACAGCGACGAUGAGAUCCUGCUCGUCUACGAAGGCCCUUCUUCGGCUGCUGACUACCAGCUGCCCAAACGCCAACCUGCCGCUAACGAGGCUCAAGACUUUGAGCGUGCCCUGAAGGAGGCUCAACAGCAUCUUCUUGGUCUGAUCAGCGGCCAGCAGGAUAUCGUCUCUCGCGAUGUUGACGCUCCUUCCAAGUUCCACGACAAGAUCAGAAGACAUGUUGAUCGUGAGCAGUCCAACAUUCCCUCGGGCCAGAUCCCUGUUCAGGUUCUCUUCGGCGGUCAAGCCGCUCGCAAGGCCCCUGCUCAAGGUUUCUCCGUCCGUGGUCCCAGUGAUCGCGCUGAUGCACUUGUUGAAAGCUUGCUUGCUUUCAUCGAGCAAGAGAAGCAGGAUGAGCUUGAGCGCGGUUUCACUCUUACUUUCGACUUCCCUCAGAAGUUUGCCAACAUUUUGAUUGGCAAGAAGGGCGAGAACAUUAGAAAGCUCCGUGAAGAGUUCGAUGUCGACAUCCAGGUCAAUGAUGGCAAGGUCGAGCUUAAGGGCCCUCAGGCUAAGGCCAACGCCUGUAAAGCACACAUCCUUGCACUUGGAAAGAAGCUCGAAGACGAGGCUACACACGUUCUCAAGGUCAAGCCCCAAUACCACAAAGAUCUAAUUGGCACAAAGGGCAGCAUGGUCAACCGUCUCCAAGACCGAUACAACGUCAGAAUUAAUUUCCCUCGCUCCAACAACACCGAGGGCGACGACACUGCUGAGGGCGAGACAUCUCGCAAGUCAAACCAAGCUCCCGAUGAGGUCAUUAUCAAGGGUCCCAAGAGAGGUGCCGAUGAGGCUAGAGAUGAACUUCUCAACCUCCUCCAGUACACCAUGGACACUUCUCACACUGCCACUGUCUCUGUACAACAGAGCCAGCUGCCCUCUUUGAUCGGAUCUGGAGGCCGCGAGCUUGAUGCUCUUCGUCUCGCUACUGGCGCCCACGUCGAUGUGCCUAACAACCGCGAGGUUGCCGAUGCUUCAGGACGCGUCGAGGUCAAGAUCAAGGGUUCUAAGAAGGCUGUUGAAGAUGCCAAGAAGCAGAUCGAGGAAGCCGCUAAGGUCUACGACUCCACUGUGACUCGUACUCUCGACAUUGAGAAGAAGCACCACCGCAAUAUCAUUGGUGGUGGUGGCGCCAACAUCCGCAACAUUGUCAUCCAGGCAGGCGGUCCCGAUGAUAGACAAAAGCUGGCCCGUAUGGUACGCUUCCCUCGUGCUGAGGCCGAGGGCAACACUAUCCGCGUCGAGGCCAACCAGUCUAUUGCCGACAAGAUCAUCGAAGCCAUCCAGGCACAGGUUUCUGAGCUCGAGAGCCAAACUACACAGAUUAUUGAGAUCUCUCCCGAGAAGCACCCUAAGCUGAUCGGCCGUGGUGGUGACAUUAGAAAGAAGAUCGAGUCUGAGUUUGGUGUACAGCUCGAUAUCCCCAGACAGUCUGUCACAGGUGCAGAUCGUUCCAAGGUCAAGCUCGUUGGCCGCGCCGAGAACAUCGAGAAGGCCAAAGAGCACAUCGCCACUCUCAUCAAGGACGCUGAGAGUACCGACAUCCAGGUUCCUCUCAAGUUCCACCACGCCAUCGCUGAUAAUGGACAAUUCUUCCGUCGUCUCCGUAGCGAUCUCAAGGUUUCGGUCGAUCACAAGGGACAGCGCCCGCCUCAGCGCCCCGAGGCGUUGUCUACCCGUAAGGCUAGCUCUGGCAUGCCUUUGAUUACAGAUGAUGCCACUGCUGGUGCAUCUGACGACAAUGUUUCCUGGGUCGUUCACAACCUUCACGAGAGCGCCCCCGAAGGCGAUAUCAUCUGGGCUUUGUCGGGGGCUUCCACCGAGAGCCUCGAGAAGGCCAGCGCUCGUGUCAAGAAGGCUCUUGCCGACGCUGAGAAGCUGACCCACGCUGGCUUCCUCGUUCUUCCCGACCCCAGCUCUUACAGAAGAGUCGUAGGUCCUCAGGGCAGCACCAUCAACGACAUCCGUACCAAGACUGGCACCAAGAUCCAGGUUCCCAAGGCUCAGAGCGGCGACGAGGCCAUUGAGAUUACUGGUACUCAGGACGGUGUGGAGAACGCCAAGGAGAUGAUCCUCAACGCCAUUCAAGGUUAA